UCUCGUUCAAUCUGUCUACAGGUAUGUCUAUUUCUAGUGGUUCGUUUUUGGACUUCACGGAUACGACGUCUCUACUAGGUCAGACGGGUGGGUUCAACUUCGAAUCCCGCGACCGCGAUCUCCCAUUUACCGCCAAAGACGAGCCCGCCACCCUCCCCCGCGUCGAUAGCCUCAUCAUUAUCACGGAGAUCAGCCCAUGGUGCACCGUCGUGAAGAACUCCACGGGAGUCACCCUCAACGACGUCUGCACGACACUCUGGAGAGAGUACUCGGAAACGAUGGUGACGGAUGAAGAGCUCAGCAAGCUCCACGUCCGAAAUCAGGAUGCUAUCAAGCGGUACGCGGCCUCUGGAGGUGCGGCCAACAGCGGAUGGUCUGCGUACUACUCCGCACAACCCAACGCGCCUCAGCGAUUGCGCAGAGCAGACUGGCUCCGAGAAUUUGUUUACUUCAAGGACAUGUCUCGGAAAGACCACUACGCGAAGCAAAGGCUAGGCUAUGCGGCCUCGAAUAUCUUCGUGCUCAGUCUCUCCCAGUAUUAAGCCUCGUGGCGCAGGGCCUCGCCUCCGCAGCACCCCUGUACACACACACGUUCCCAUCUCCACGUUGUCGGGUUUCUCAGACAUCUUGUUUACAUCUUCAUUGUACGGAUAUCGCAUGUGUAAUAGUUUCUCGGUUCGCAACUUGUAACCUACUGGCGUUGUGGAUGGAAGGACUCAGUGAGAACAA
Rhodofomes roseus is the source of this 729-nucleotide messenger RNA. RefSeq lists its product as uncharacterized. The record is from RefSeq and is a predicted model, not a curated record. Bases 24 to 542 code for a protein of 172 amino acids. The transcript has 3 exons. NCBI's taxonomy places the organism in Eukaryota, Fungi, Basidiomycota, Agaricomycetes, Polyporales, Fomitopsidaceae.